Molecule: messenger RNA, 7308 nt
Organism: Haliotis rufescens (red abalone)
Lineage: Eukaryota; Metazoa; Mollusca; Gastropoda; Lepetellida; Haliotidae
Product: cubilin-like
Exons: 22
Coding region: 219-2843 (874 amino acids)
Source: RefSeq, a predicted model, not a curated record
CCCAGGUUUCAACAGCACACGAGGCUUUGUGCUGAUGUUGAAAAAGGUCAUCUCAGGCCAGGGUGUCGUAUGUCAUGUUAGCCUCGAGCGAGACAUUCGUCACCUCAGUGUCUACACCUGACUGAGUAUUGCACUACACGGCUGUCAUCGGAACACUGCAUUGUUAUGGAAUAGUGUCAGUUUCGAGGGAGAACUGUCGGCGACAAUAGGAGGUCGCUAUGAACAUACCUUGUUUUGUUGGAGUAUGCGUGUUGCUGUUUGGGCCGCUGGUCUCAGGUGCGUGUAACGUUACACUUUAUGCCCAGAAGGAACCAUUGAACUUCACGUCUCCUAACUACCCAGGCAAUUACAGAAACAAUGACAACUGUUACUGGGACAUCUAUCCUCAAACAAGAGGCUACAGAGUUAUACUCGACAUGGUGUACACCAAUAUCGAAGGUCCAUUCCCCUGUAGACAGGACGUCCUGACCAUAUACGUCACAAAUAACGCUAAUCAUACUUCAACCGAGUUACACAAAAUUUGUGGAAACAAAAGAUGGAAUCUUAUUACCCAUGAUGACCAGCAUUUUCACGCCGUGUUCACGACUGACGGCAGUGUUUCGACGAGGGGUUUCUUAAUUCGAUAUUAUGAAACAGAGGGGAGAGCAGCAUGCGAUGCAUCUCUCGUGGCCACUUCUACCGGCAAGAUAUUUACCUCGCCUGGAUACCCAAACACCUACCUGCCGACACAGUCAUGUACCUGGAAUAUUACAACAGAACAACAAAAUCAAGUCAUUCUAUUGUUCACGAAGGACUCGGAACUUCAGGGCAGUACCUCACGCAGGGUUUGUGAUACGGAUUACGUCACUGUAUAUAACGGACAAUACAGCUACGACGAAAUCGGCACCUUCUGUGGUCACCAACAACCAGUAUUUUCCAGCUGGGGGAACUCACUGCGUGUCCAUCUACAAACUGAUGACAGAAACAGCUACAAAGGAUUCAAAAUGCUGUACAAAGCUGUACCUGCAACAACGUGCAUCCUUACGAUGCCUGCAGGGCGCAGUCCAAUACAGUUUGUCUCCCCUGGUUAUCCUAACGGCUACCAAAGUGGAUUAGAUUGUCAAUGGACUAUAAAUGUGCCGUAUGGAAGUACCAUCACGGUUCAAGUUCUCUUUCUUGAUAUGGAAAGAAGGCCAUCGUGCAAAAAUGAUUAUCUUCUCUUCAAAGAUGGGAACACGACGAAUGCUCCCACACUGGCAAAGAUCUGCAGAAAUACGUCUACACCCAUCACCAACUCUGGUAACCACAUGAUCAUUUCGUUUCACUCAGACAUGUCUGUCACAGGAAGAGGCUUUCGUCUGCAGUACUCAGCUGGACCUGUUUGUGGAUUGUCAAAUCUUUCCGCCUCUUUGACAGAGAAAACUUUGACCUCUCCUGGCUAUCCAUCAUACUAUUACAACAACCUAAACUGCACGUGGACUAUAUCUGCACCCGUUGGAUAUAAAAUAUCAGUUGAUAUUGUGGAUCUUUCUAUGGAACAAUCGUGCGUAAAUGACUAUCUUCUCUUUACAGGCGGGUCCUCAUACAACAAGGUUCAGUUGGGAAAAUAUUGUGGUACCACCACCAUGGACGUCGUCAGCUCCAGCAACUACAUGGCCAUAACCUUCCACACCGACGGCUCCAUUAGAGGAAGAGGGUUUAAUUUGAAAUACAAAGCCGAGUCACACAAUGUGUUUAGUUGUGAAAGGUCAAGACUCAACGCCUCUACUUCCAUGCCCGGUUAUUUGACGUCUCCUGGUUACCCAAACAACUACAAAAAUAAUGUUGCCUGCAUCUGGACAAUAGCUGCAGCUGUUGGAUAUAAAAUAAAAGUGGAAAUUUUGUAUCUUUCUGUGCAAUACUCGACAUUAUGUACACAUGAUUAUCUUCUCUUCAGUGAUGGUUCCUCGUCUGACGCCCCUCCCUUGGCUAAAUACUGUGAUACGACCAUCACGCACGUUGCCAGCUCCAGCAACUACAUGACCAUCACUUUCCACUCUGACAGCUCUGUUACAGGAAGAGGGUUUUCUUUGAAAUACAUCGCAACGUCAGGCUGUGGAUACGUUCAACAGAUAGAUUCUUCUGAAACAAAAAUGAUCGAGUCACCGAAUUACCCCCUGAACUACCCAACGAAUUUGAACUGUGAAUGGACAAUCAGCACUGAUGUUGAUGGACACGUAAUCCAUGUUAGAGCGAUGCAUUUCAACCUUCAGUCUUCCUUUCAUUGUACAUCCGACUAUGUACAACUCUAUGAGGUCACGGGAACAUCUGAAUACUUGCUCGGUCAAUGGUGUGGAACGGAUGGACCAGAUACACAGAGUACAACACAGAGUAUGAAGGUUCGCUUCCUCUCUGAUGGUGCCUGGUCCCAAAAUGGAUUUCAGUUGGCUUUCACAAGUACUGCCGUUAAGCCAACAUCUGCAGCUUUUUCAGACUCAAAAGUAGGAGGCAUAAUUGGAGGUGUACUCGGCGGAAUUGCAGUUGUGGUUUUAGCAACGUGUUGCUGCUGUGUAAUUUGCAAAAGGAACAAAUCCACAUCCAAUGACCAGUCGCAAAGAAACAGAACACGUGAUGUCAACCUGAACAUCGUCUUCUCCAUUCCUCUUUCCAACUGCCCGGCAACUGAAACGUCUACUCCGGCCGUCAUGUUUACUAAUACACCACCCCCAGCCUACAAUGAAGUCACGAAGGAUGACCCUCCACCGUAUCGUCAGAUAGUUUCACAAUCACACAGACAAACUUUUGAAACGUCAUCCCCUAGCGAUGCACCUGAUUGUGUAGCCAUAGAUAACUCAGCAGACCUUAACAGCGGGACUUUCGAAUGAUGUAUGUGUUUUGAAUUUGUGAAGUAAAUAUGAAAGGUCACAUACAUGUGCAAUACUUUGCACAAACUUUUUUCUACGAUAUCAACAGAUAUCUUCACAUGAAUAAUGCAUACCCCUUUUACAGUAAAAGAUUACAACGUCAGAGAUUGUUCAGAAAUCAAACAAAACGGUAUCAGUUAUUAUCACAACCGCCCGGGUAUGUGUAUAAAGGUUAUCACGAGAGUGUUUUGGGGUAUGGUAAAUAUAUUGUAUUAGGAAUAAAAAGUAUGUGUUUAGCUCGCUAAGGUGCAUACCGUUGUUAUGAGAAAAGUAUAUGUAUAUGAGACAAGUCCCGUUACAAUGUUAAAAAUAUUCAUAUUAAAACGAGGUUAAUUGACAUGCCCCCAGCAACCAUACUCUUGCCACACAUGGAAUCCAUAGCGGUAUUAUCUACAAUGUAAACAAAACAGGUCUCCCCACAAUUAAUGAAACGAUGGUAUGGUAAUACCCAAUCGGCUUGCAGGCCUUGCCGACCGUACUAAAUAAGCCACGCCACCUCGCUAGCCCCUAAAGAUUCGUUUGGCUUGAAACAAAUACAGACCUCAAGAUAGCGCUUAGAUGACGUUUUCACACUUUUUUUACUCGACCAUCGUAUUGUAGACCCUUGACAUCAUGAUACUUGCACUUUAGAAAAAAAUGUCUGCCAAAAUUACAGCUUAAAACAACAAAAAUGAUCCAGUACACACAUAACAAUGUUGUUUCUAGUUGAUAAUUGAACGGUGUACGAUGGAUUAUUUCAAAAUUCUAACAACAUUUGUAAUUGUAUUGUAAUCUUAAUGUUCUUUAUCAGUUCAUGCUUGUAUGAACAGCCUAUCUGCAAUCAAGAAACAAAUAUAUACCAAAGACGUUUACAUUUUUUUCUAAAUAUCAAUCUGUUUUGCAUACUCAUGUCAAACUCAAAUGUUACAUUAUUGGAAAAUAUUGCACUGUACAUACAUCAUGCAUUGUUCGUUGGAAGAAACCCGCAUACCUUGUAAAUAUGUUGACUGUGGGCCUAUGGCCUCUCAACUUGCCAUGAAUAAACAAUUGCAAUAACUGUUCUAACUUCUAAAUGCCUUUCAAAUAAUCACAGCUUGAUCACAUUUAACUGUUAUUUAAACUGUGAGGUUUGCGCCCCUUCUCUUCUUACCCCAUCUCUUGGGCUGUGGAGAAGUUCACUGAUGCAAAACACCCUUUCGGUGUGUUACGUGUGGUAAACAGUACUAUUGUCUGACCGACUGACAAAGUAUUUAAAGUUUGUUGUAAUCUGUUCAAUUUGCAAUCAACUCACAUCCAAAUAUUGCAUUGUACAUACUUCAUGCAUUGUUCGUUGGAAGAAACACGCAUACCUUGUAAAUAUGUUGACUUGAGGGCCUAUGGCCUCUCAGUUUGCCAUGAAUAAACAAUUGCAAUAACUGUUCCAACUUCUGAAUAGAAUGCUGAUGUCAAAGGAUGCCUACUUCAUUACAGUCAAGCCAUUUGGAGGAAGACACAGGACUUAGGACUUGCUGUUCCGUACAAAGAAGACCUUGAAGUGUGCAAGUAGAUAAGAAGAGCUACUGGACUGCCUCUGCUUCCACAAGCAGUUAUUCAAGACACCUGGAUCGAAGACAUGGAUGACACUCCCAACGUUCCAAGAGCUGUUGAAUUCAAUAACUAUGUGGUUGUCAACUGAGUUGACGACGGAGCCAUUGUUGAACCAUCACUCGACGAGGUCCGAGAACAAACAAAAAUAUGGAAGGAUUCGCAGUUAAUUAGCCGUAUGCCAUCAUUGUGUCAUGCAUGUAUCACCCAACUUCGUGGACACAUCUGAUAUCUACACCCCCGAAAUUAUUUUUGAAGACAUUACCGUCAUUACACCUUCACUAUCAUUUCCUCAGAGUGAAUGGGUGGUUUCCGCCGCUUUUAGCAACAUUCCAGCAAUAUCACGGCGGGGGACAUCGGAAAUGGGCUUCACACAUUGUACCCAUGUCAGGAAUCGCACCCGGGUCAUCGGGGUGACGAGCGAAAGCUUUAACCACUAGGCUUACUCGACCGCACUCAUUUCAUCAGAAAAUGAAAUUCGGUAGAAUAUUUCAACAACACUUCGGGGAUUAACUACCAUCGACAAUUUAUGACACAUAAUGUUGGACAGGCUCACAUACAGUAACAACAAGCUAUAUAGUUCCGAAGUUGCCAAGUAAGGCUGUAUAAUGAACAUGGGACAGAAAGUAUAUGGUUGGUGGAGGAUCAACAACAAUUGCAUAAAUGAGGGAGAUAAAUAUGAGUUGGACAGAGAACAUGACGAGAACAUGAUGAGGAAGCCAAUUAUACAGGAUUAAAUAUACAUAGGUGUGGAUCCAACUGAAACGUAUUUUAUGCCGUUUUUUAUCCGUUAGUUUUAUCAAAUGGCCAAGUGGGAAAGCUACAUAUGAUGUGAUAAAUGCUUUGGUACCAGCAGUUCAGCACCAGCUCUGAGACACUAAAUGCAUGUACUUGUGCAUACCAGAGACCUAAUCAUGUUUUUGUCGUGGUUAACCCAAGCCUCCUUUAUCAUGAUCAGGUCAACCCAAUAAAUGGCAUUUUCCACGCAAGCUGAUAAGAGUUGUGUGUCCUUCCCAGGUUUCAAUGGGAACAACAGCGCACGAGGCGUUGUCCUGAUAUUGAUAAAGGUCAUGUCGGGCCAGGUGUCGUUAUGUCAUGUUAGCCUCGAGUAUUACCUAACACAGGUGUCAUCGGACACUGCGUUGUUAUGUAAUACUGUCAGUUUCGAGGGAGAACUGUCGGCGACGAUAGGAGGCCACUAUGAACAUACCUUGUUUCGUUGGAGUAUGCGUGCUGUUGUUUGGGCCGCUGGUCUCAGAGUCACACAAUACACUUAAUUGUGGAAGGUCAAGACUCAACGCCUCUACUUCCAUGCCCGGCUAUUUGACGUCUCCUGGUUACCCAAACAACUAUGAAAACUUCUUCAGGAUCGAAAGUAGGAGGCAUAAUUGGAGGUGUACUCGGCGGAAUUGCAGUUGUGGUUUCAGCAACGUGUUGCUGCUGUGUAAUUUGCAAAAGGAAAAAAUCCACAUCCAAUGACCAGUCGCAAAGAAACAGAACAUGUGAUGUCAACCUGAACAUCGUUUCUCCAUUCCUCUUUCCAACUGCCCGGCAACUGAAACGUCUACUCCGGCCGUCAUGUUUACUAAUACACCACCCCCAGCCUACAAUGCAGUCACGAAGGAUGCAUGCUGCUGUUGUGAGAUAAGUAUAUGUAGAUGAGACAAGUCCCGUUACAAUGUUAAAAUUAUUCAUGUUAAAACGAGGUGACUUGACAUGCCCACAGCAACCAUACUCUUGCCACACAUGGAAUCCAUUGCGGUAUUAUCUACAAUGUAAACAAAACAGGUCUCCCCACAAUUAAUGAAACGAUCACGAAGCCGGAUGGUGGUAAUACCAAAUCGGCUUGCUAGCCGGACUAAUUAAGCCACGCCUCCUCGCUAGCACUUUAAAGAUUCGUUUGGCUUGAAACAAAUACAGACCUCAAGAUACGAAACAACAAUUAGAUCACGUUUACGCACUUUUGUCUCGGCCAUCGUAUUGUACAUCCUACUGGCUACAUAAUGAUGUGAUCAAUAUGUAUUAUUAUAUUUCAUGGCACUUAAACUUUUUGACUGCCAAAAGUACAGCUUAAGACAACAAAAAUGACCCAGUACACACGUACUUCUGAUCCCAUUCGUCUUCUACUCAGUGAAUUCAAUUUUAACGUAUCUUUCUUAUCGUCACAAUGUUUGUACAUUUUGUAAUUUUCUUCUUGUUGAAAAUAAAUAUCAUUUCAUGCUUGUAUGUACAGUCUACCUUCAAACAAGAAACAAAUAUAUAUUAUCAAAGACGUUUACAUCUUUUCCAAAUGACAAUUUAAAUUUGUUUUGCAUACUCAUGUCAAACUCAAAUGUUACAAUAUUGUAAAAUGUUGCACUGUACAUACACCAUGCAUUGUUCGUUGGAAAAAACCCGCAUACCUUGUAAGUAUCUUGACUGUGGGCCUAUGGCCUCUCAACUUACCAUGAAUAAACUAAGGCAAUAACUGUUCCAAAAUUACAGCUUAAAACAACAAAAAUGAUCCAGUACACACAUAACAAUGUUUUUUUUUAGUUGAUAAUUGAAAGGUGUACGAUGGAUUAUUUAAAAAUUCUAACAACAUUUGUACAUAUUGUAAUCUUAAUGUUGUUUAUCAGUUUAUGCUUGUAUGAACAGCCUAUCUGGAAUCAAGAAACAAAUAUAUACCAAAGACGUUUACAUCUUUUCAAAAUAUCAAUCUGUUUUGCAUACUCGUGUCAAACUCAAAUGUUACAUUAUUGGAAAAUAUUGCACUGUACAUACACCAUGCAUUGUUCGUUGGAAGAAACCCGCAUACCUUGUAAAUAUGUUGACUGUGGGCCUAUGGCCUCUCAACUUGCCAUGAAUAAACAAUUGCAAUAAC